AUGGGCAUUUUAAGCACUAUUCACAGCUUAAAGAACUGGACAAUGGAGCAUGUCUGGCAUGCUUUAGUUCAACCGAAGAAACCUAUUGAGGAAAAACCCCCAGUAAUAGCAUUUCCGAAUCUUGGCGAGGAUAUACGGCAAGUAGUGCAGACGAAAGAGUUCGAGUCGGCCCUCAAUUCAGCCUCACCAUUUCUCCUGGCCAGCCUGGGUGCUUGGCCUGGCUAUUGGGUAUAUAGGGGCAUGGAUUAUCAUUCACAUAGAAUGCAUGUGCCAUUACAGAUAUACAUAAGACAGACCUUUUUGCAGGCAAAACUUUUGCAAUUUGCCAUCAUCUUGGCUGGCAUAUUUACUGUCGUUAAAGAGCAGCGUCGUUCUCGUAUGAUGCCCAUCGAUGAGCCCUAGUAUCCUUGCCUGAUCUAGAGAGUGGCUGGCAUACAUGGUUUUCCUACUCUUUUUCCUUCGUUGGAAGCUUGCGUAUGUUGGCCAUUCUCUGGACCCAGUUCCUGCUAUUUCCAAUACAUUUCUGAACAAUUUUCGGUUAAUUUUUUUCCAAAUUUUGAAUAACAAAUUAAAGUGAAAGAGAAUAAACGGCACAAAAUAUUUGCGCACUUUAAGAAUAAAAAUAAUCACAGCUUAGAAAAGAA
This is a messenger RNA of Drosophila willistoni, 644 nucleotides long. RefSeq lists its product as uncharacterized. The transcript has 3 exons. NCBI's taxonomy places the organism in Eukaryota, Metazoa, Arthropoda, Insecta, Diptera, Drosophilidae. The record is from RefSeq and is a predicted model, not a curated record. The coding region runs from base 1 to 402 and encodes 133 amino acids.